AUGCCUGCCAUCCGCUGGGGCACUGCGACCCUGCUGUUCGCCUUGGCACCGACAUGGACCGGGACCUUUGGGACGAGACCGAGGCAUCUCGUGCAGCGAAGCAGCGGCCCGAGAGUGACCGAAGCGGCAGCGCAGAGCGAGGAGGUCAGCGCGACCGCAACCUUGUCUCGAAAUGAUCUUAGAAAGCUGUUGAUUCGCGGCCUCACCUUGGCCUUUACUGCGGGACUUUUUAUCCCACAGGUGCGAAAACAGGAUGCCUACCUCUGGUACAUCGCCCAGGUUGACCGCUUUAACCCGGACAACCAGGUGAGUGUUGCCGAGGCAGAACUGCUGAAACGUGCUGGAGCAAUGGCCUCGAAGGUAGGUGGCUCUGUGGUGGAUUUGGGCAGUGGAAGUGGCAACGAUUUCCUGACGCUGAAGGCAGCGGAAGCGCCAGAUCUGCCGGUGCUGGCGGUGGAGCCAAAUCGUUUUACCUGGGAAAAGGCCGCCUCUGAGGCGCACGACCUGGACCUUUCCGUGUCCUUCGCGGCAGACCUGGAAGAGGUGCCCAGCAGCAGCUGUGCCUUACUUCUGACGCGCCGUGUUUUGUGCUCCGUGGACGAUGAACAUGCUGCGCUGAUGGAGAUCUACCGCGUCUUGAAACCAGGUCGGGCGUAG
Messenger RNA from Cladocopium goreaui, 657 nucleotides. Lineage: Eukaryota; Dinophyceae; Suessiales; Symbiodiniaceae. The record is from the annotation of a GenBank genome assembly.